Molecule: messenger RNA, 3217 nt
Organism: Cephus cinctus (wheat stem sawfly)
Lineage: Eukaryota; Metazoa; Arthropoda; Insecta; Hymenoptera; Cephidae
Gene: Not3
Product: CCR4-NOT transcription complex subunit 3
Exons: 10
Coding region: 602-2815 (737 amino acids)
Biological process (GO): regulation of DNA-templated transcription; nuclear-transcribed mRNA poly(A) tail shortening
Cellular component (GO): nucleus; CCR4-NOT core complex; P-body
Source: RefSeq, a predicted model, not a curated record
ACAACCCACACUUGAUGGCUGGCACAAAGCUGCUAUGGCGCACUCUUCUCGUUUCUUGUAAAUCCCACAAGCGUCUGUAAUCAACAAUGGCGAGAGCAAAAAAUACACAAGAAAACCAUUAUAAACGUCGUGAACGUGGAUUGGUCGAAGAUUCUCAUACACUUUAGGAACGCAGAAGAUCGCAUAUGGUGUGUGCGUAGAAGCAGGAUCGCUAGAAUGUGUAUGUGUGUAUGCGCCAAUGCAUAAUAUACCGCUCGAGUUAUCCAGUAAAAUCGUAUAUAUCGUUUACCGAUGCUGUCAUCGUCCGCGUAUCUCAGCGUGUCGGCGAUCAAGGAGAGCCGGUCGAUCUAGAAGAUCGGCGUGGAAAGAACGAGGUUAAAGGUUUCAUCGUGGGCCAAAUCGGCGGGCCCAUCUUCUGUGGCGGACGGUCGCUCGUUGUCAUUUGAAAACGGAAGCCAUCUUGUGCCCGAGUCUCCCAUAUUAUACGGGGAAUAAUAUCUCACCGACUCGCACUCGUCUCAAUAGCGAGACAUUUCGCUGUAUUUAUUUUUCACCACGUCCAGACUAUGCCCGAAUCAUUCUACCAUAUGUUUACAUAGCCAUGGCUGCGACGAGAAAGUUGCAAGGUGAAAUAGACAGGUGCCUUAAAAAAGUAACGGAGGGCGUGGAGACAUUCGAGGACAUCUGGCAAAAGGUCCACAAUGCCACGAACAGCAAUCAGAAGGAGAAGUACGAGGCCGAUCUUAAGAAGGAGAUCAAGAAGUUGCAGAGGUUACGCGACCAGAUUAAGAGCUGGAUCGCUUCUGGCGAAAUUAAGGAUAAGAGCACGCUUCUCGAUUACCGGAAGCUAAUCGAAACUCAAAUGGAAAGGUUUAAGGUCGUCGAGAGGGAGACGAAAACGAAGGCUUACUCUAAGGAAGGAUUGGGAGCAGCGCAAAAACUCGAUCCCGCGCAAAAGGAACGAGAAGAAGUCAGCAACUGGCUCGCAAAUUCUAUAGACGCUCUUAACUUACAACUCGACACCUUUGAGUCGGAGAUCGAGUCUCUAUUAGCAGGAAAGAAGAAAAGAUUGGAUAAAGAUAAGCAAGACAGAAUGGACGAGCUUAAAGGGAAGCUUGAGAAGCACCGAUACCACAUCCGAAAACUCGAAACACUCCUCCGGAUGUUGGACAACAUGUCGGUCGAAGUCAAUACAAUUAAGAGGAUAAAGGACGACGUGGAGUAUUAUAUUGAAUCCUCACAGGAACCUGACUUUGAGGAGAACGAAUAUAUCUACGACGAUAUUAUCGGUCUCGACGAGGUGGAACUCUCCGGCGUAGGUAUACCAUCAUCGGCGACCACCGACAGUAAUAACAGUAACGAAACCGGUGGUACACCGACAUCAACGAAUUCUGGUACUUCACCAAUACCAUCGCCGCCGCUUAGCUCUACUAUGCACAAUCAUUCGAGCGACAGUUCCACUGAUACUGAUAAGAAAACUAAGCCUGUGAAACCAAUGGCGGUGAGACCGCUGAUGAACUCUCAGGCGAGCAUUCCAAUGACGGGAAGCACUGCCAACAUAAAGCCGAGUCUGCUGUUAAGCAGCACUCCGAGCAAGACCAUUCCCAUGACAUCGAGCCACAGUUCGCCCAGUUCCAUCAGCAAUCACGUUGCGACGAGUAAUGCCGGGAACUUUGCCACCGUCGCUGCCUCACACAGCAACUCCCAAACCAUCCAUUCUACCUCCAGUAAAACAUCCUCUCAUAGCAGUGAAAACGGUCUGCUCUCGUCAUCGUCAUCGUCGAGCGUAACGUCGAGUGUAGCACAGCCGGUGCAGAUCGCCCCAAUAUCGCAACCCAUAGUCCCAUUGCAGCAGCCAGUGCAGCAAGUGUCCCAGCAGGUAUCGCAAUCUCAAUCUCAACACGGUCAGCACAGUCUGCCCAGUCAAAACCACACGAGUAGCGAAGCGGAACUCAUCACCCCGGUGCCGCUGUCGACCUCGCCACAAUCCACCACGAGUAGUCGCAGCUCGCCUCUACAGCCAAUUAUGAUCAACACGAGCACCAGCAGCAACAACAACAACACCAUCAGUAACAGUAACAGCAAUACCAACAGUAACAACAACAACAAUAACACCAGCAGCACGAACAAUGGCAGCAACAAUUCGUGCUCACCAGCACCGUCCACUGCCAACGGUCUCAUCCCUAAGCUUCCUGACGGCAUGUCCUCGCUUAAAUCUAUUGCCCAACAAGUCAUUGUCCGAGCAGGUCUUGAGAUACCAGCGUCCGAGCCAUCCAGAAACAUCUUCGACGGCUCUGUGAAACCCACCAGCGCCACUUCCGAGGCACACAUUCCGCCGUUAUUGGGCGUUGCGCCCUUAGGCCCGGUGCCCUUGCAAAAGGAGCACCAGCUUCAGUUCCAGAUGAUGGAGGCUGCCUAUUAUCAUAUGCCUCAUCCUUCGGACUCAGAACGGCUCAGGUCUUAUUUGCCGAGAAAUCUUUGUCCCACGCCGUCUUACUACCAGCAGGUACAACUUCCCCACUCGGACACGGUCGAGUUCUUCCAGCGUCUCUCCACGGAGACCCUCUUCUUCAUCUUCUAUUACAUGGAAGGCUCGAAGGGUCAGUAUCUUGCCGCAAAGGCCUUGAAGAAGCAGAGCUGGAGGUUCCACACCAAGUACAUGAUGUGGUUCCAGAGGCAUGAGGAGCCCAAGGUCAUUAACGAGGAAUACGAGCAGGGGACGUACAUUUACUUCGACUACGAGAAGUGGGGCCAGCGUAAAAAGGAAGGCUUUACCUUCGAGUACAAGUACUUAGAGGACCGAGACCUCAACUAAGCACGACGAACACACACACACGGAGAAAGAAACAAAGAACAAUACGAAAGAGAGUGAGAGAGUGAGUGAAAGUGAGAGUGAAAAUGAAGGAGGGAGAGUGAGAGCGAGAGUAAAAAAGAAGAGAACGUGUGAGAGAGAACGCUAGAGGAAGAAAGAGUGAGAGAGCGGCUCGGCAAAAAAAUAAGGCACCGUCAGGCGAAAUUUCCAAACAAAAAAAUCCUUCCCUGCCCUGUCUUCUCCCCCUAAAAAAAGGAAGUACACUAUUUCUGUACCGGUAUUAUCGAAAAAAAAGAAAAAAGAAUGAAAAGACAGAUUUUAUUUUUUACAAUUCAUAUAUAUUUUCGCAAAAUAUAACUCUUCAUUUAUCGGUAUAAAUUAGUGGAUGAGGAGGGAAAAUGAAGA